Messenger RNA from Temnothorax curvispinosus, 3826 nucleotides. RefSeq names its product activin receptor type-1-like (gene sax). The record is from RefSeq and is a predicted model, not a curated record. Gene Ontology annotation, cellular component: BMP receptor complex; plasma membrane. Gene Ontology annotation, biological process: protein phosphorylation; dorsal/ventral pattern formation; BMP signaling pathway. Lineage: Eukaryota; Metazoa; Arthropoda; Insecta; Hymenoptera; Formicidae. The transcript is spliced from 7 exons. The coding region runs from base 619 to 2376 and encodes 585 amino acids. Gene Ontology annotation, molecular function: metal ion binding; ATP binding; transforming growth factor beta receptor activity, type I.
AUUGGUCCAAUGUCCAAUCCUUACUUCUUGCAAUCUUCAAUCACCAAUCCGGAUAGUCUGGAUCGUUCUCGUCAGUCGUCGCCCUCGUGUCAAUCGUGUGUCGUGUCUUAAAUAUUCGUGCGUCAUGACUGAAAAUUGUGUGUCAGACAUUUUAACACUUGUGUUCGAUAUAUAUGUGAGAGAUUAAGCAUAAGUUUAAGGGACAAAUAACAGAUUUACAGAUUAGACGAUAUAAAAUGGAACGCUAGCUAGAUUCACUCUUUUCUCUCAGAGAACAUCGGAGAAGCACGCGAGAAGAGAAGACUAGAAGAGGCUCUGUCUCUGCCAUGCGAUGAUAUAAGCUCUCGAGUCUCGAGUACAUCGAUGCUCCGAAAAUUAUGUGUCGAACGUAAAUAAAGCGAACGCUCUCGUUACUCUCGAAUGAAUGACAACGUCAUGCGUUUCCACGCUUGACAACAUUUUAUCGAGUUUUAUCGAGAAAGAGAGAGAGAGAGAGAGGGAGGACUACGAGGAUGACGAAUGCGGCAAGGAGGUCGCGAGUCGCGAGAUCUUUAUUUUAAUGUACGUUCGCUUUCACGCGAGUAGUCCAGUCAGUCCAGUGUUUUGACGCGCAUAGAAAUGGCGGAUGCUAUAUUUAUCACGCAUUUCAUACUCUUGUUGACAUUCAGAUUAUGUUCAGGUGGACGAGAUAUUGCCUUGCAAGACCAAGAUAUUUCUUUUGAAAAUGAGAAUGCGGAUCCACCUGAACCUUCCGAUCAUAGUCUCAGUUUCAAUACACGUGGCCAAAAACGUUUUAAAUGCCAUAUAUGUGAAGAUUCCGCGUGUUCGCCAUCUAAUGUCUGCACCGAUGCAAUUAUUUGUUGGAAAUCCAGGGUGAGAGAAGCCGAUGGUACAGAGUACGUUAGCCGUGGCUGCUAUAAAUCAGAGGAGCAUAAAUUAUUGAUGUGUAAUAAAGAAAAUGCCCAAAAUCUAGAUCAACUUAAAAGAAGAAAUAUUAGAGGGCUGUCGGGUGGUGCUCAAUUCUCUGUGGAAUGUUGUCAAGCAGACUUUUGUAACGUUGGACCAUAUCCCAAGUUGGAAGAUUAUUCAACCAAUGCUGACAAGGAAUAUUACGCAAUAAAAUUAACAUUUGCGAUUCUUGGACCACUGGUCGGCGUGCUCGUUGUUGGAGGAAUCGUACUCGGUCUAUUGGCGCAUCGAAUACGAAGGAAACGACCGCGGGCCCCACGUCGAAAUAAACUUAUUUUAGAUUCCGAACGUGAGCCUUCCAUGUUGCAUUUCUCGUUUUCCUCGCCUGCAUCAUCUGCCACUAUGCAUCCACACGAGCUUAGAGCAACGGCUGCUGGUGACAGUACGCUUAAAGAGUACUUAGAUGGCCGAAGUUUGACCAGUGGUUCUGGUUCUGGAUUACCCUUGUUAGUACAAAGAACUUUAGCUAAGCAAGUAGCUUUAGUAGAGUGUCUCGGUAAUGGUAGCAGUGGAGGAUUUGGUGGAGAAGUGUGGAGAGGAGUUUGGCACGGCGAAAAUGUAGCUGUAAAAAUUUAUUUCUCGCGAGACGAAGCCGCAUGGGCUCGAGAGACCGAGGUUUACUCUCAACUGUUACCGUCCAGACACGACAAUAUUCUAGGAUAUAUCGGUAGCGAUAUGACCAGCAGAGCCAGUUGUACCCAACUCUGGUUGGUGAUGCAGUAUCAUCCUCUCGGCUCGCUCUUCGAUCAUCUCACGCGGUCGCCACAUCCAUUGACACCUCAUCAAACGCUCAAUAUUUGUCUGAGUAUCGCUAACGGUUUACUUUAUCUGCAUACGGAGAUUCAUGGUACUAAAGGAAAGCCAGCUAUGGCCCAUCGUAAUCUCAAAUCGAAGAAUAUCUUGGUCAAAACCAAUGGUGGUUGCGUAAUUGCCGAUUUCGCGUUAGCAGCUACGCAAGAUCGUCUUAUAGCGGACAGAGUCGACUUACGGCAAGGAACGAAACGCUAUAUGAGUCCUGAAAUUCUUGAACAAACAGUAAACGUCGAAUGUUUAGAGAGCUUUAGACAAGCUGAUAUCUACAGUCUAGGAUUGAUACUAUGGGAAGUCUGUCGCAGAUGUAUAAGUAAUGGCGUAGCCUUAGAAUACGCCUUGCCGUACAGCGAAUGGUUGCCGAGCAGUACGCAAGAACCCUCCAUAGAAGAAAUGCGUAACGUGGUCUCGUUUGACCAGCGAAGGCCACCGCUUCCCAAUAGGUGGCAUUCUGACCCGACGUUGGCUGGAAUGGGAAAGCUAAUGCGCGAGUGUUGGCAUGGGAAACCAGCGGCCAGGCUGCCCAUUCUUAGGGUGAAGAAGACACUCGUUAAAUUAGCAGCUAGCGAUUCACGUGUUCAUUUACCCCUUGACUGACCAGCGUUCAUCUUACCGUGCUUUCUUUCAUUCAUCUAUUUAUUACUGCAGUUGCUGCGCCAACCUGUCAUGUAUAUUAUAAGUUUACGUAUCAUCAUCAGCAUCAUCAUCAACAUUCAUGUGUUAUCAGAUCGUUAUAUCAUGAAGGUAAAAAAAUAUCGUAUAUUGACAUAUCGAAGUAACGAUGGUAAUAAGUUUGUUAAUGUUUGGCAUAUGGAUUUUAUUGCCUUAUGUUCCAUUACUGUUAUCUCAUUCUGGAACAAUAAUAGUAUUAAGUGUAUACGUUCGUAGCGUUGAUCAAAUCAAAUCAACAAGUACUGUUACGUCAAUAGACGGGAACGUAUUCCACGUAUUCAAACGUACUUGUUAAAAAUAAAGCUAUUAUAGGGAGACGGAAAUUAAAUUUUUUAAUACGUUAAUAGAUUGCGAAAAAGCGAAUAAUAUAGUGAUGCACGUCCUCUAAUCGAGAUUACGUUUAGUGAUCAAUAUUUCAUUUAAUAAGACAUUUUAUUAGAAUAUUAAGAAGUUAUUACUUAUCAUUUUGAACAUUUUUCUAAGUGCGUGUGGCUCAGUUUGGUUUAGCUAGUGCCGUCAUAUGUACAUACAAAAGUACUAACAAUCAUACUGGUAAUAUCAGAAAUAUACAAUUCAAUAUAGAAGAAAAUGCCAUUUACGGUCCGAGCCGGAUCUUGGUAGCUUAUUAAGCUUUCCAAUAGUCUUUCCACGUUAAAUAGAAUGCUUCGUAGCAUUAAAGUUAAAUCGAUUACCGAUUUAGCUAGGGAGGGGGGAGGAGACGUUCACUAUUCCAACGGAAGAUGUAUUUUAAAGCCGACAAACAAUCGGCGCACAAUUUACUAGCUUGGAAAUAUGUGUAUCUGGAAAUACACAUGUAUAUUAUUAAACUACCAAGGUCCGGCUCGGACCGUAAAUGGCAUUUUCUUUUAUAUCGAUUUAUAUGUUAUUUUCAGUAAUGUCCUUUUGAAAAUCGUGGAACGUAAAAUAUUUGUCUAAAGAUUCUGAAGUAUCGAUGCUAGUGUAUUGACUGUUUAAACAAAUAAUCAAAAGAUAAACGUGUAAAUAAUGUAUCUCUUAAAAGAGCUAUUAUAUAAAUAUCACACGUCUUUCUUGUAGAAUCCUGGUUACAUCCGACGAGUUACAGAUAGAAAUACGUGAUAAGGAUGAAUGAAAAGUGUGUAAGAUUAUCAUAAAAAUAUUUGACUGUAUAAUACUUAGAGUAGACUAUGUUCAUGACGUGCUUUUCUAUUCAAACUGUUUAUGUAUAAAUAUAAUUAUGUAUAAAAUAAUUCAUGUACUAUUAAAGAAUGUACAAAAAACGUACGAGGAACGUGCAGUUUGGCAUGUAGUAUAAUCAGAUGUAAUACAAUCAUUGUACAAAGAUUUGUAUCUAACAAAUACUGUAUAUUGACUUAACAUGACGAUGCCAACAUAA